Messenger RNA from Pestalotiopsis fici W106-1, 450 nucleotides. RefSeq lists its product as uncharacterized. The record is from RefSeq and is a predicted model, not a curated record. The coding region runs from base 1 to 450 and encodes 149 amino acids. The transcript is spliced from 2 exons. NCBI's taxonomy places the organism in Eukaryota, Fungi, Ascomycota, Sordariomycetes, Amphisphaeriales, Sporocadaceae.
AUGUCACUCUUCACCAUUCUUGCUCGCGACGACUGCACCAAUUCCGCCGGCGGCGACACCUGCGAAAAGCCGGCUAGCAACUCCAAGAUCACUGCCAUCGUCAUUGGCGUCAUCACUGGUGUGCUCCUUGCCUGCCUGCUCGUCGUCAUCGUCAUAUUUCAGCGCCGAAGAACUCGAAGAGACAAUCAAGAGUGGACUAAGGACCCGCAAGAGUUGGAAGACUACGGCAUGGGCACCAUGGACCUGGACAACACCGCCAAGACUGGCAGUGUCAGACUACCUCCCGAGGCCCACCGCGCUGAAAGACCCGUCAAGGCAGAGGGUGCCGGAAGCGAGAUGCCGCCGCAAAGUCGCAUCUCGGUAACCUCGACAGUUUCGCUGGCACGACAACUACGGGGACACGAUGAUACUUUGAGCUCGACGGCCCAGGUUCCUCGUUCCCUGGUCUAG